Glarea lozoyensis ATCC 20868 is the source of this 1719-nucleotide messenger RNA. Its product is annotated as MFS general substrate transporter. Lineage: Eukaryota; Fungi; Ascomycota; Leotiomycetes; Helotiales; Helotiaceae. Gene Ontology annotation, molecular function: transmembrane transporter activity. Gene Ontology annotation, biological process: transmembrane transport. The transcript has 3 exons. The record is from RefSeq and is a predicted model, not a curated record. Bases 1 to 1719 code for a protein of 572 amino acids.
AUGCAAUCAUUCAUACAGUAUCGCAGGAUAGGUCUCGGAGUCCGUAAACAAUUGGAAAGAGAUUCAGAAAAGUCGGGUUUUUCCUUCACUCAAUCACGUCUUCCGCCUCAUGCGCAAAGCACAACACAUCAAGAAACACCCUCCUCAUCCAGCUCUUCAAAUUCUGCCAACAGCAAUACAUCUGACUCACAGCGAGAUUCCAUUACCUCAAAUGAGGACGAGGAAAUUGUAGAAGAGUCUCAUCUUGGUCAUACUUUAACCGGUAUUCAUGUUCGAGAUCGAACUACGCAUGAAGGAAAGGGAGAAAAGGUAUUCAUAGUAGACUGGGAAGGACAAAAUGAUCCUCAUAAUCCACGGAAUUGGAGUGUGGCGUACAGAGUCUGGAUAACUUUGAAUGUUGCUUUGAUAGCAUUUGUAGUAGGCGCCGCGUCUUCUACGGAUACAGCUGUUCUUCCUCAAGCUGCGGCCGACUUUGGUGUUAGUGAUGUGGUUGAGUCGAUGACCAUAGGUCUUUAUCUUGUUGGCUUUGCUGUCGGUGCUGCAUUUGCUGGUCCAUUUUCAGAGACAUUCGGACGUAAUGCCGUGUACAUUGUAACCAUGUUCAUAUUCAUGAUCUUCAUUAUGGCCUCGGCAUUAGCACCUAACAUCGGUGCACAACUUGCGUUUCGUUUUCUUGCUGGUAUAUUUGGAGCUACACCUCUGACCUGCGCUGGUGGAUCGAUCUCAGAUCUGUGGAAUCCAAUCGAGAAAACUUUCGCUUUUCCAAUAUACGCAAUCGCUGGCUUCAUAGGGCCAGUGCUGGGACCGGUCAUUGGAAGCUACAUCAUCAACCUGGGUAGUUGGCGUUGGGCAGAGUGGAUUGUACUCAUUAUCUCAGCGGUCGUCCUGGGAAUCAUCGUUCUUUUCCAACCCGAAACCUUUCCACCUCUCCUUCUACGAUGGAAAGCACAACAUCUUCGCCACGAAACAGGAAACACGAGAUUCAGCAGCGAGAUGGAAAUCAUCCAAAAGCCACUAGGAUCCCGGCUUUACGAAGCACUCACCAGAUCAAUAACCCUGUCAUCAGAACCAAUCGUUCUAUCCAUGGCUUUAUAUCUAACCGUCCUCUACAUCGUCCUCUUCACCUUCCUCGACGGCUACACAUACAUCUUCCAAGAAGUCUACGAUAUAAGCCAAGGCCUCACAAAUGUGAUUUUCACCGGCAUAUGCGUCGGCAUCUUACUCGCUUCCUUCCUCGUACCAUGGCGCUACAUUGAAACGAAAAAGAGUUUCGCCAACAAUAAGUUCGUGCCGGAACAACGUCUCCGGUUCGCAAUGCUAGGCGCACCCGCAAUUCCCAUCUCACUAUUUUGGAUGGCGUGGACUUCUUACUCCCACAUAUCCAUCUGGUCGCCUAUCCUAGCAUCCACGCUGCUCGGCUACGGCCUCAUCUGCAUCUUCAUGACCGCCUACAUGUACAUCAUCGACUCCUACGAGGUAUACGCCGCCUCCGCACUCACGUUUGUCACGGUCACCCGCUAUGCAAUUGCAGGCGGCAUGACGAUUGCUGGUGUGCCGUUUUAUCGGGAUGUGAGUCAUCAUGUCGUGCUUUCUGUGCUUGGGGGAGUGAGUUUGGUGUUGAUGCCUGUGCCCUAUGUGUUUUAUAAAUACGGACAUGUUGUGCGGAGGAGGAGUCGGUGGGCUGUUAGUUGGGAUGGAGGAGUGGGGGUGGAAUUGUAG